AUGCUGAUGUGGCAAACGCAAAUGUGUCUGCUGUCGGGUCUCGUGGUCCUGGUUCUGGUCUCUGCCGGCUCUCCUUGCGGACCAGGCAGAGGAUACGGAAAGCGGAAGCACGCGACAAAGUUGACUCCGAUGGCUUUAAAGCAGUUCGUCCCAAACGUAGCGGAGAAAACACUGGGAGCCAGCGGCAGAUACGGUGGGAAGAUCACGCGGAACUCGGAGAGAUUCAAAGAGUUAACUCCGAACUACAACAUCGACAUCGAGUUCAAAAAUGAAGAGAAAACUAACGCCGAUCGGCUCAUGACGCAGAGAUGUAAGGACAAACUGAACUCGUUGGCUAUCGCAGUCAUGAAUCGGUGGCCCGGAGUCAAGCUGCGGGUUACGGAGGCCUGGGACGAAGACGGCCAUCACUCCGAGGAGUCCCUGCACUAUGAGGGACGGGCUGUAGACAUCACCACCUCGGACAGGGACAAGAGCAAAUACGGCCUGUUGUCCAGGCUGGCCGUGGAGGCGGGGUUCGACUGGGUGUACUACGAGUCCAAAGCCCACAUCCACUGCUCUGUUAGAGCUGAAAACGCUGCGGCCACCAAGUCCGGAGGCUGCUUCCCGGGGUCCUCCUCGGUAAUGCUGACGGGCGGAGGCACCAAACCGGUGAGAGACCUCCAAGUGGGCGACAAGGUCCUGGCUGCCGACCGAGAAGGAAACAUCAUUUUCAGCGACUUCCUGAUGUUCAUCGACCAAGACAGGACGACGGUGCGGGAAUUCUACGUCCUGGAAACCGAAGAGCCCCGCAGGAAACUGACCCUGACUCCUGCGCACCUCGUUUUCGUUACAAACAACAACGCCACCGACCGCAGUGACGUCAGAGCGGUGUUCGCCAGCAGCGUCAGUCCGGGACAGAGGGUCCUGGUGGUGGGCAGCGACGUGGCCUUGGGCGCACUGACAGCCGCCACGGUCAAACGCGUGUACGCAGAGGAACACCGGGAGUCUUACGCACCGGUGACGUCAGACGGGACUAUCGUGGUCGACCGCGUGCUGGCGUCCUGCUACGCCGCGGUGGAGGACCACGCGCUAGCGCACUGGGCCUUCGCGCCGCUGCGGCUGGGGCGCGCGCUAGCCUCGCUACUCGGGGCGGUGGGUGACGUUGGCGGCGGGAAGCAACCGGACGGAGUGCACUGGUACUCCGCGUUGCUCCGCCAUGUUGGGACGUGGCUGCUGGACGGCGCGUGCCUGCACCCGCUGGGCGUCCUGCCCAGCUGA
Lampris incognitus (smalleye Pacific opah) is the source of this 1257-nucleotide messenger RNA. RefSeq names its product sonic hedgehog signaling molecule b (gene shhb). The record is from RefSeq and is a predicted model, not a curated record. Bases 1 to 1257 code for a protein of 418 amino acids. Gene Ontology annotation, biological process: protein autoprocessing; cell-cell signaling; multicellular organism development. Lineage: Eukaryota; Metazoa; Chordata; Actinopteri; Lampriformes; Lampridae. The transcript is spliced from 4 exons. Gene Ontology annotation, molecular function: calcium ion binding; patched binding.